Messenger RNA from Tetranychus urticae (two-spotted spider mite), 1396 nucleotides. RefSeq names its product polyadenylate-binding protein-interacting protein 1. The record is from RefSeq and is a predicted model, not a curated record. Gene Ontology annotation, biological process: regulation of translational initiation. Gene Ontology annotation, molecular function: protein binding; RNA binding; translation activator activity. NCBI's taxonomy places the organism in Eukaryota, Metazoa, Arthropoda, Arachnida, Trombidiformes, Tetranychidae.
AGCAGAAAGCAGAAAGCAGAAGAUCAAUUUGCCCGUAUUUAACGAAAAGCAGAAGCUUUUAUCUUUGUUUUGUUGAUUUAUUUUUUUACAAAUCUUUCUGGUUUAAUUUAAAUCAUGUCUCAAUCAAAGAGUAACAAUCAAGCAGAAGCCAAGAGUGGAGCAUCAAAGAAAUGGACUCUGAAUCCAGAGGCAGCAGAAUUUGUCCCCAGAUUUACUCCAAGUCAACCAACGUUAUCUUCUGGCAUGGGCUCUUACAAACCCUUAGGAUCGGGUGGUUCUGGAACCGGUUCAUCAAUGGCUGGUACUACAGGUCCUCCUUCCAGGGUCUCUAAAGCCUACCAUAAUGGAAAUGAAUGGUCUGAGAAUGAAAAUGAAUUUGUGCGAGAAAGUGACUCGGAAGUUGAAGAUUACGUGGCUCUCAGCGAAUUGAAAGAUUUUAUUGACGCAAUUUCUUCGAACCCAGCGCAGUAUGAUACUGAGCUCAAUUACAUUACUGAGGUCCUAAAUAACUGGAUAACGGAGGAUCCUGAUAUUAUCAUGCAGUGCAUUGUUAACACUAUAGUCGACCAGGGAAUAAUUGAUACUAAUUUUCGUUACAAUGGAGUUCGCCUGUGUGUUCAUCUUAUCGCAAACCUCAGAGCUAUUACCAGUAAAGGUUCAUUCAAAGAUAUACUUUUGCAGAGAUGCCAACGGGAAAUUUCAAGACGCGAUUCAAUGGCCAAGGCAUCUGAUGGUGGACAUUACUUGAGAGGGGUUGCUCUUUUCAUUGCCGAUUUAUCCACUCGAAUUGAUGACUCAGAUCUUGUUGAGGCACUUCCAGAACUUAUCGAAACCUUACUGUCUCAUACAACCACGGACAAUGUUAAAUGCGCAUGUAAUAUCUUAAAGUUAUGUGGCACGCAUCUCGAAGAUUACCUCAAGAAAAACCAGAGUGACCAAAUGGAUAACAUAUUUGACCGUCUAAAAGGAAUCAGUAGUCGUAGUCAAGUCUCUGACUCAUUAAAAAAUGUAAUUAAUAACGUUGUUGAGUUCAGAGCUAACAACUGGAAAACUCCGGCUUCAUCUAGUUCCAUUGUUAACCCAUACGCAUCCGGCGCUAAUAAUCCAUACAAUGACUACAGUUCAUCUAAUAUUAAUCAUCACUACCAGAGCUAUGGGCAGAACGAUCAUCAUCCAAGUUAUGACUUUGGUCCAUGUGGAGACGAAGGGGACCAGGAUGUUUGCGAUGCCUUUGAGGAGUUCUUAAGAGACUCUGGACAACUUAAAUAGAAUCCAUCAAUAACCGAAAAAUUUACAUUUCAGUUUUCAGAAGUUUUUUGAACCAUAAAAUUUUCUUGAAGAUCUGUCCGCUUUUUUUCCUCUGAAUUAUGUGGCUAAAUAAAAGUCUUAAUGCUUU